AUGCCAAUUAAACUUAGGUUCAAUGGCGAAGAUCCAGUCAGAGGACAAGUUCUUGACAGAAAAACUCCAGCAACUUUCGGAAAGAAGUCAUUUGAUUCAGAUGAUUCUAAGAAAAUUGCAAAUUAUGAUUAUUAUCUUUACGGAUACAAUGUUCUUAAGUUGCAAGAAGGAACAACAAUUGCAGGAGCUAAAAUCCCUGAUGGCUUGAAAUAUAAUGAAAUCUGUGAGCAUAUCAAACCAUUUAGACCUUUCUCACUCAGUUCGGGUAAAGGAUUAGUUUCUGGCUGCUAUUAUGUCUCUCCCAAAUAUCUCAAAGAAGGUGACAUAAUCAUUGAUGGCGCUGCUUCUCGUCUCUUCAAAGAACUCAAUUUGGAAGGUGUCAAGAGAUUGGUUAGAAACAUGGCUGUUUGCCUUGUCAACAAAUGGAGAACUAUCGCAGAGACUGGUCACUAUGAGAAUAUGCCACCUAUUUCUAUUAAUGAAUUACCUCCAAUUCCUGAAGAGAUACCUGCUCCAAUGAAAAAAUUCAAACCAAUUGAUUUGGUUUUCAUAUAUGAUUCAACUAAAUCCACAGAGAAAAUCAGGGAUUUGAUUAAGUUCCAGAUCAAAAACGCCAUCGAUUGGUUCAAAGAAACAAAUGCCGAUGUCAAAAUUGCGGUAAUUGCAUUCAGAGAUUUGAUUUACGCAAAGAAAUUGAAUAAGAGUAUUGACAAGAAUGAUACCGAAUACAUUAAUUUCCAAUCUAUUGAUAGAGCCGAUGAAUUGGUCAGUGCAAUAGAGUCUAUCCCAUGCCAAGGAGGAAUGGGAGAUGGUCCAGAAGAUUGGAACUCAGCAUUCAAGGCGUACUUCAAGCUAGAUUUCAGAAAAGAAGCUGCACAAAUCAUCUUCUUCAUCACAGAUAGUGGAGCUCAUCAUCCUCAUUUCCAUUCCAAGCCUGAUAAUGAAUUUGCUGCAAAACAAUUUGCUGAAGGUAUAUCGAAGUUCCGAACUGAUGAUGAGAGAUACUCAAUUGAUUAUUUCAUUGGACCUAACGAAACAUUGAAUCAGAUAGUUCAAUUGAAAGAAUACAUUAAGAAAUUGGCCGAACAAAAUCCAUUCUGGAUAUUAUGUCCAUUUGGAUAUUCUGCAUUCUAUCCAAUGGAAAAACUCUACAGGAAAUUAAAACAUAAUAAUCCAAGUACAAAUUGCAUCAAUAUAACGUUUAAGGGCUACUGUCCAAAGAAAAGAUUGGAAAAUUUGAACAAGAAUUUUUAUAAAAUCAUUGAUAUCGAAAGUGAUACAACAUAUGCAAAUUCUAGAACUGAUCCACUGGAGAAUUUGUCUGCACAAGACAUAGGUAAGAUCUUCGAGGAGAUCUUUACUCAAACGAAAUUAUUCAUUGAAAAUACAACUAUGUUUUAA
Molecule: messenger RNA, 1401 nt
Organism: Trichomonas vaginalis G3
Lineage: Eukaryota; Parabasalia; Trichomonadida; Trichomonadidae
Product: nuclear chaperone required for maturation and nuclear export of pre-60s ribosome subunits
Exons: 1
Coding region: 1-1401 (466 amino acids)
Biological process (GO): peptidyl-threonine phosphorylation
Cellular component (GO): cytoplasm
Molecular function (GO): protein serine/threonine kinase activity
Source: RefSeq, a predicted model, not a curated record